Diceros bicornis minor is the source of this 8581-nucleotide messenger RNA. It is a transcript of the gene CENPE, whose product is annotated as centromere protein E. Gene Ontology annotation, biological process: mitotic cell cycle; microtubule-based movement. Lineage: Eukaryota; Metazoa; Chordata; Mammalia; Perissodactyla; Rhinocerotidae. The record is from RefSeq and is a predicted model, not a curated record. Gene Ontology annotation, cellular component: microtubule. Gene Ontology annotation, molecular function: ATP binding; plus-end-directed microtubule motor activity; microtubule binding.
GCUCCGCCUUCGGCGGGCAGGACGGCCGGCAGGAUGGCGGAGGAGACGGCCGUCGCCGUCUGUGUGCGCGUGCGGCCUCUCAACAGCAGAGAAGAAGCUCUUGGAGAAUAUACACAGGUUUACUGGAAAACUGACAAUAAUGCUAUUUACCAAGUUGAUGGAAGUAAAUCCUUCAAUUUUGAUCGUGUCUUUCACAGUAAUGAAUCUACUAAAAAUGUGUAUGAAGAAAUAGCAGUACCAAUCAUAGAUUCUGCCAUACAAGGCUACAAUGGUACUGUAUUUGCCUAUGGGCAGACUGCUUCAGGAAAAACAUAUACCAUGAUGGGUUGAAAAGAUUAUUUGGGAGUAAUACCCAGGGCAAUUCAUGACAUUUUCCAAAAAAUUAAGAAGUUUCCUGAUGGGGAAUUUCUCUUACAUGUGUCUUACAUGGAGCUAUACAAUGAAACCAUUACAGACUUACUCUGUGACACUCAAAAAAUGAAGCCUUUACUAAUUCGAGAAGACAUCAAUAGGAAUGUGUAUGUGGCUGAUCUCACAGAAGAAGUUGUUUAUACACCAGAAAUGGCUUUGAAGUGGAUCACAAAAGGAGAAAAGAACAGACAUUAUGGAAUUACAAAAAUGAAUCAAAGAAGCAGUCGUUCUCAUACCAUUUUUAGGAUGAUAGUUGCCUUUUCUGUCUAGAUUUUGGAAAGCAGAGAGAAAGGUGAACCCUCUAAUUGUGAAGGAUCUGUCAAGGUGUCCCAUUUGAAUUUGGUUGAUCUUGCAGGCAGUGAAAGAGCUGCUCAAACAGGCGCUGAAGGUGUGCGACUCAAGGAAGGCUGUAAUAUAAAUUGUAGCUUAUUUUUGGGACAAGUGAUCAAGAAACUUAGUGACGGACAAGUUGGUGGUUUCAUAAAUUAUCGAGAUAGCAAAUUAACACGAAUUCUCCAGAAUUCCUUGGGAGGAAAUGCAAAAACGCGUAUUAUCUGCACAAUUACUCCAGUGUCUUUGGAUGAAAGCCUGACUACUCUCCAGUUUGCCAGCACUGAAUAUAUGAAGAAUACUCCUUAUGUUAAUGACGUAUCAAGUGAUGAAGCUCUCCUGAAAAGAUAUAGAAAAGAAAUAAUGGAUCUUAAAAAACAAUUAGAGGAGGUUUCUUUAGAGACUUGGGCCCAGGCAAUGGAAAAAGACCAAUUGGCCCAACUUUUGGAAGAAAAAGAUUUGCUUCAAAAAGUGCAGAUUGAGAAAAUUCAAAACUUAACACGGAUGCUGGUGACCUCUUCUUCCCUCACAUCACAACAGGAAUUAAAGGCUAAAAAAAAAGGAAGAGUCGCUUGGUGCGUUGGCAAAAUUAACAAAAUGAAGGACUCAAACGAUGUAAAUGAAUUUAAUAUGCCAGCGAAUAUAACAACAAAGAUACAUAAGGUUGCUCUGACUUUAGGAGGAGAAAUUGAUGAAUCUCUCUGUUCAGAGUCUGAUGUUUUCAGUAGCACUCUUGAUACAUUAACUGAGAUAGAGUGGAAUCCAGCAACAAAGCUGCUAAGUCAGGAAAACUUAGAAAGUGAGUUGAAUUCACUUCUUGCUAACUAUAAUAAUCUGGUAUUAGACUAUGAACAACUAAGAGGAGAGAAUGAAGAAAUGGAAUCGAAAUUAAAAGAAAAGAAUGAUUUAGAUGAAUUUGAGGCUCUAGAAAGAAAAACAGAAAAAGAUCAAGAGAUGCAACUAAUUCAUGAAAUUUCCAACUUAAAGAAUUUAGUCAAGCAUGCAGAAGUGUAUAAUCAAGAUCUUGAGGAGAGCAUUUAUAAUGAACUAAGUUCAAAAGUAGAGCUGCUUAGAGAAAAGGAAGACCAGAUUAAAAAGCUACAGAAAUACAUAGACUCUCAAAAAUCAGAAAAUAUGAAAAUGGACUUGUCAUACUCAUCAGAAAACACUCAAGACCUGAAACAGAUGAAACAGACCCUGCUUGAUGCUGAGGCUGUAGCCCUUGAUGCCAAGAGAGAAGCAGCCUGUCUUAGGAGUGAAAAUCUGGAGCUAAAACAGAAAAUGAAAGAACUUGCAAGUGCAUGCAAGCAAAUGGAAAAUGAUAUUCAGUUAUACCAAAGCCAACUGGAGGCAAAGAAAAAAAUACAAGUUGAUCUGGAGAAAGAAUUACAAUCUUCUUUUAAUGAAAUAACAAAACUCACCUCCCUUACAGAUGGCAAAGUUCCAAAAGAUUUGCUCUGUAGUUUGGAAUCGGGAAGAAAGAUUACUGAUCUCCAGAAAGAACUGAGUAAAGAAGUUAAAGAAAAUGAAGCUUUGCGUAAAGAAGUUAAUUUGCUCUCAGGAUUGAAAUCUUUACCUUCAGAAGUAGAAAUGCUAAGGAAAAUGAUACAUGAUAAAUCUGAAGAGCUCUAUAUAAUAACAUCAGAAAGAGACAAAUGGUUUUCUGAAUUAGUUCAUAAAGAGAGUAGAAUUCAAGAUUUACUUGAAGAAAUGGGGAAAACUAAAAAUGACCUAGCAACUACCCAGCUGAAUUAUAAAAGAACUGAUCAAGAAUUCCAAGAUUUUAAAAAUCAUCAUAUUGAAUUUGAGCAAAAGUAUGAGAUGGUCCUUGAGGAGAAUGCAAGAAUGAGUCAGGAAAGGAAUCUCGCUAAAGAAGCUCAAAAACUUGGUUUAAGUUUGGAUGCUUUGAACGUAGAGCUUUCUCACACAACCCAAGAACUUCAGCAGAAAACAACUGAGAGUCAAGAAAGGUUAAACGAAGUGCAAGAGCUGAAGCAACAAUUAGAAAGUAGAAAUUCUAGGCUUCAAACGGUUGAAAGGGAAAAGACGCUGAUUACUGAGAAACUUCAGCAAACCUUCGGAGAAGUAAGAACCUUAACCCAAGAAAAGGAUGACCUAAAACAACUCCUAGACAGCCUGCGAAUUGAGAGGGACCAACUCAAACGUGACAUUGAGGAUACUGUAAACAUGGUAAAAAACAUAGACACCCAAGAACAAUUACUAAAUGCUCUUGAGUCUUUGAAACAACACCAAGAAACAGUUAACACACUAACAAUGAAAAUUUCUGAGGAAACUUCCAGGAAUUUGCAUAUAGAGGAAAACAAAGGAGAAACUAAGGAUGAACUUCUGGAAAAGAUGGUGGGCAUAGAUAAAAAACAGAAUUUGAAAGCCAAAAAAACCCAAGUGUUGACUGCAGAUGUUGAUAAUGAGCUAGUUGAACAACAGAGAAAGAUAUUUUCUUUAAUACAGGAGAAAAAAGAACUGCGACAAAUGUUAGAGCACGUUACCGUGGAAAAGGAGCAACUGAAGACUGAUCUGAGGGAGAGUAUUGACAUGACCAUUGAAAACCAGGAAGAGUUAAGAAUUCUUGGAGGUGAGCUUAAAAAGCAACAAGAGAUAGUUGCUCAAGAAAAGAACCAUACCAUAAAGAAAGAGGAAGAGCUUUACAGGACCUGUGAGCAACUGGCAGAAGCUGAAGAAAAGCUAAAGGAAAAGAGCCAACAACUCCAAGAAAAACAGCAACAACUUCUUAGUGUACAAGAAGAGAUGAGUGGGAUGCAGAAAAAGAUGAAUGAAAUGGAGAAUUUAAAGAAUGAAUUAAGGAACCAAGAACUAACACUGGAACAUAUGGAAGUGGAGAGGCUAGAGUUGGCUCAGAAACCUCGUGAAAAUUAUGAGGACAUAAAAUCCAUAACCAAAGAAAGAAAUGAUCUGCAGGAAUUACAGGAGUCAUUUGAAAUAGAGAGAGAGAAACUUACAGAAUAUGUAAGAGAAAUUGAAGUUAUGGGUCUGGAAACAAAAGAAGAACUAAAAAUUGCUCACAUGCAUCUAAAAGAACACCCAGAAGCUAUUGACGAACUAAGAAGAAAUGUUUCUGGGAAGACAGCUCAAAUAAUAAAUAUUCAGAAGGACCUAGAAAAAUCCAAUACUGAAUGACAAGAAAAGAUAGUAACUUUGGUAUUUUAUGAAUCUCACAAGAUCCAAGGGCUUCCUAAUGUGGAAGAAGUCAGUGAUACUCAGGAAAUGAUGGAUGAACUGGAGCCAUUGAAAGAACCAUCCAAACCCAAGGAUUCAGCAACACUGGCAAGCACAGAAAUGGGAAGGCUCAGGUUGAUUGAAAAACUUCAAGAAAGUCCUGAAGAAAUAAAAUCUCUAACUGAGGAAAGAGACAACCUUAAAAUAAUAAAAGAAGCACUUAAAGUUGAUUGUGAGCAGCUGAAAGAAGACGUUAAAGAAACUUUGGCUAAAAUCCAAGAGCCUCAAGACAAACAAGAACAGUCCUUCAAUAAGAAAGAAAAAGACAAUGAGAUUAAGAAAAUACUGAGUGAGAUGGAGCAAUUGAAGGAGCAACUCCAAGCCAAAGAGUCAGCACUACUAAGAACAGAUAUGGAAAAGCUCAGAUGUUCUGAGAGACCCCAAGACAGUCAUGAUGACGUGAGCUCUGUAGCUAAGGAGAGAGAGAGCCAACAGCUGCUGCAAGAAGUUGUUCAGUCUGAAAGCUACCAACUCAAAGAAAACAGAGAAAUCAUGGCUAAAAUCCAAGAGUUUCAUGAGAAACAGGAACAAUUUGUUAGCAUCAAAGAAGUCAGUGAGACUCAGGAAAAAACAAGUGAACUAGAACAAUUAAAGGAGCAACUCAAAGCCAAAGAUUCAUCACUACAAAGUAUAGAAAGCGAGAGGCUCGUGUUGACUGAGAGACAUCAGGAAAGUCAAGAAGAAAUAAAAAUUAUAAUUAAGGAAAGAGAUGAACUGAAAGGGUCACAAGAGGCCCUUCAAAUGGAGAGAGGCCAACUCAAAGAAAACAUUAAAGAAAUUGUAGGUGAAGGAUGGAAAAUCAAAGAGGAACUGCAAACUACUUAUAUUCUUCCUAAGGAGUACCAAGAAGCUAUUAGUACAUGGAAUAUUUCAGAGAAGACAGAUCAAGGAGCAAAUAUUCAGAGAGAUUUAGAAAAUUCAGAAGCUGAAUUACAGGAAAAGAUUCAAGAACUUCAGGAAAAAGAACAUCAGCUUCCUAAGAUGGAAGCUGUCAGUGAGACACAGGAAAAAAUGUGUGAAAUGGAAUACUUGAAGAAGCAAUUUGAGGCCCAAAAGUCAACUCUGGAAAAUAUAGAAAUGGAGAAUGUAAGGUUAACUCAGAGACUCCAAGAAAACCUUGAAGAAAUGAGAUGUGUUACAAAAGAAAGAGAUGACCUUAGGAGUGUGGAGGAGACUCUCAAAGUAGAGAGAGACCAGCUCAAGGAAAACCUCAGAGAAACCGUAACCAGAGACCUGGAAAAACAAGAGGAACUAAGAAUUGCUCACAUGCAUCUGAAAGAGCACGAAGAAACUAUUGAUAAACUCAGAGAAGUUGUUUCAGAGAAGACAGAUGAAAUGUCAAAUAUGCAAAUACAGUUAGAAAACACAAAUACUGCCUUAAAAGCACAGAUCCAAGAACUUCAAGAGAAAGAACAUCAACUUCUUAAGGCAAAAAAUGAUCUCAAGGAAAAUACACAUCAAACAGAGCAAUUCAAGAAGCAAUUAGAGGCCCAGAAUUCAACCCUGGAAAGUAUAGAAGCAGAGAAGUUCAAGUUGACUCAGAAACAUCUUGAAAACCUUGAAGAAAUAAAACUUGUUACUAAGGAAAGAGAUGGCCUCAGAAGAGUGGAGGAAACCCUCAAAAUGGAGCAAGACCAGCUCAGGGAAAGCCUGAGAUAGACGAAAGCUAAAAAUCUGGACAAACGAGAGGAACUAAGAAUUGCUCACAUGCAUCUAAAAGAGCACCAGGAAAUUAUUGAUCAACUCAGAGGGAUUGUUUCUGAGAAGACAGAUGAAAUGUCAAAUAUGCAAGUGGAUUUAGAAAAUUCAAAUGCUAAAUUACAAGAAAAGAUCCAAGAACUUAAGGCAAAUGAACAUCAACUUUUUAAGUUAAAAGAAGAUGUCAGUGAGACACAGAAAAAAAUGUCUGAAAUAGAGCAAUUGAAGAAACAAUUCAAGGCCCAAAAUUUAACUCUGGAUAAAACAGAAAUGGAGAACUUAAAUUUGGCUCAGAAACUUCAUGAAAACCUUGAAGAAAUGAAAUCUGUAAUGAAAGAAAGAGAUAAUCUAAGAAGAGUAGAAGAGAUUCUCAAACUGGAGAGAGACCAACUCAAGGCAAACUUAGAAGAAACCAUAGCUAUAGAUCUGGAAACACAACAAGAACUAAAAAUUGCUCGUAUGCGUUUGAAAGAACAUCGAGAAAUUAUUGAUAAAUUCAGAGAGAGAAUUUCAGGAAAGACAACUCAAAUUUCAAAUAUUCAAAAGGAUUUAAAUAAAUCAAAAGAUGAAUUACAGAAAAAGAUCCAAGAACUUCAGAAAAAAGAGUUUCAACUUCUUAAAAUGAAAGAAAAUGUCAGUAAAACUCAUAAAAAAAUGAAUGAAAUGGAACAAUUGAAGAAGCAAUUUGAGGCCCAAAAUCUAUCUAUGCAAAGUGUGGAAAUGGAUAACUUACACUUGACUAAGAAACUUCAUGAAAGCCUUGAAGAAAUAAUAAUUGUAGCUAAGGAGAGAGAUGAGCUAAGGAGGAUAAAAGAGUCUCUCAAAAUGGAAAGAGACCAAUUCAGAGAAACCUUAAGAGAAAUGAUGGCUAGUGACCAACAGAACCUGAAAGAGGUAUUAAAACAUGAAAAAAUGUUUCUAUGUGAUGGAAAACAGCACCUUACAGAAAGCCUGAGAGAAAAGUGCUUUAGGAUAAAAGAGCUUCUGAAGAGAUUCUCUUCAAGAAUGGAGAGUCAUUCUGAGUGUUUAAAUGGACUCUCUCUUGACUUGGAGAGGGAAAUUGAAACCCAAAGAGAACUUUCAGUUAGAGUAAAAGCAAACCUCUCCCUUCCAGCUCCACAAACCCGACAGAUUCAGAAACUUCUCACCGCCAACCAGAGAUGCUCCAUGGAGUUCCACAGAGUCGUGAAGAAACUCCAGUUUGUGUUAAGCCAUGUUACAAAGAUAAAGGCAGAACAACAUGAAUCCAUCAGUAAAUUUGAAAAGAUUUUUAUUGAUGAAGUGGAAAAGCAAAGUGAACUGCUAAUUAAAAUACAGCACCUUCAACGAGAUUAUGAUGUACCAUCCAGAGAAUUAAGGGACUGCCAGUUGAGGCAGAAAAUGGAUCUACGUAUUGAGGAAAUUCUCAAAGAUUUUUCAGAAAGUGACUUCCACAGGAUGAAAACUGAAUUUCAACAAGUACUACGUAAUAGGAAAGAAAUGACCCAGUUUUUGGAAGAGUGGUUGAAUACUCAUUUUGAUAUAGAAAAGCUUAAAAAUGGCAUCCAGAAAGAAAAUGAUAGGAUUUGUGAAGUGAACAACUUUUAUAAUAAAAAAAUAACUGGUAUAAGGAAUGAAGCAACAGAGUUUGAGGGAAGAAAUGCAACCAUAGUCAAAGAAUAGGAACAUGACCUGAAAUCAGUGAAAGAGGAGAAUGAAAAACUGUUUAAAAACUAUCAAACUUUGAAGAUCUCUCAGACAUCUGCGGCCCUUGUUAAUCCUGCUACACAAGACGCUAAGAAUCUUCACGUCACAUCAAAAGCUACACAACUAACCACAGAGACAAUUCAAGAGCUGGAAACUGCACUCCAUGAAGCUAGAGAAAGUGCCAUGCACAAGGAAGACAAGAUUAUAGAGAUGCAGAGAGAACUAGAGAUGUCUAAUGACGUCAUAGCAAAACUUUAGUCACAAGUUAAUGAAUCAAAUAAAUGCCUGGAAAAAACAAAAGAAAUGAUCCAAGUGCUUCAGGAGAAAGUUGCUUUAGGAGCUAAGCCCUAUAAAGAAGAAAUUGAAGAUCUCAAAACAAAACUGGUGAAAAUAGACCUAGAGAAGAUGAGAAAUGCCAAGGAGUUGGAGAAAGAAAUUACUUCUACAAAAGCCGCCGUAGAACAUCAAAAAGAAGUUAUAAGGGUAUUGAGAGAAAAUCUUAGAAGAAAUCAACAGGCCCAAGAUACUUCAAUGAUAUCAGAACAUGUUGAUUCUCAGCCUUCAAAGAAACCCUUAACCUGUGGGGGUGGCAGCGGCAUUGUACAGAGCACAAAGGCUCUUAUUUUGAAAAGUGAAUAUAUAUGGCUAGAAAAGGAAAUUUCUAAGUUAAAGCAGCAAAAUGAACAGCUAAUACAGCAAAGGAAUGAACUGUUAAGCAAUAACCAUCAUCUUUCCAGCGAGGUCAAAACAUGGAAGGAGAGAACCCUUACAAGAGAGGCUCUCAAAGAAGCGACUUGUGCGAGUUCUCCUAAGUCUCCUAAGGUGACUGGACCAGCUUCUAAGAAGAGACAACGUACACCUUCUCAUUGCAAGGAACAGGAUUUACAAGAUCCUGUGCCAAAGGAAUCACCAAAAGCUUGGUUUUCUGAUAGCGGAUCAGUCUUUUCCAGCACCUCAUCCAGUUUGCUAUUUUGAUAACUCAAGUUUAGGCCUUUGCUCAGGCGGGUAAAUAUCCUGGUUACUUGGAGAUCGGGGGUAACGGUUGGAACUAAUCUGUAACAUGUGGCCCCAAAGGGCAGGUGUAUACAAGAGAAGACGUCGUGGAGAAGCUACAGCACACAGACCUUGUCUGCUCUCUCUGUGAGAAGCUUCUCCACAGCCCAGCCCUGAAGUGGAAUCCCCUUUUACUCCAAGUGAAAUC